UAUAUCCGACCUUUACAUACAUUUUUAUUUGCCGAAUUUUAUUUUUCAUUUUGUGUCAGAAAGAAUACGGGCAAACAUAUGGAACAAUUUCGUGUAUUAUACACACGACAAAAAACUCAAAAAUAUAAAAAAUGGAAUGAUGGAAUGUUAACAUGUUUAAGUUGUAAUGGCUUGAGAACACUUAAACUUUAUUCCACUCAAGAAAAUGAAGAUAAAUUAGUUGAAGCUAUGACUAUAGUUGAAGCAGCAUGGAAAGCAGCAUUACAUAAUUUUUACAUCCAAUCACCCCUGUACCUUAUUAAUUUACUACAGGAACCCAUUAGUGAACAAUUAACAGCAAUUUCAAAGGAAAAUACAGAAUAUUAUUGUAAGAAAAAAAUUGUGGGAAACCUUCAUACUACCAUAAUUGAUAAGUGCAGUAAGAAGAACAGAAAAAACAACAAAACAAUAAGUGAUAUUUGUAACACCGAAAAUUCCACUAUUGUGUUGCCUUUUCUGCAUUUGCACCAUGUCUAUUCUCAUUUAAAAUUUCCUUUGUUAAAUUAAAAAACAGAAAUUCUUUUUUUCAGCAAAGUUCAAUAUAUUCCUCAAAC
This is a messenger RNA of Hylaeus volcanicus, 593 nucleotides long. RefSeq lists its product as uncharacterized. Bases 79 to 546 code for a protein of 155 amino acids. The record is from RefSeq and is a predicted model, not a curated record. The transcript is spliced from 3 exons. NCBI's taxonomy places the organism in Eukaryota, Metazoa, Arthropoda, Insecta, Hymenoptera, Colletidae.